AUGGAAGGAGUAAAAGCAAGAAGAAGUGUAGCAAUUGCACUAGUGUUUCUUAUAGUAUGUAUUGUUCAUGUAGAACCAUCUGAAUCCCAAGCCAAAAAUAAUUAUUGGUGUUUUCUGAAGUGUGCUCUUUCAUAUUGUCUUCGUUUUGGAGGGCCACCGCCAGGGCCACCAGUCAUGGAUCCAGCAUGUGAAGAGGAUUGUGCAAACAAGUGUGCAUCACAUCCUUUUGAAGUUUCAAAGAUACUGAAAAACGACCCUCAUCAUCUUUGUCAAUUUGGUUGUGUUGUUUCAGUUUGCUCUCCUAUAAUCACAGGAGAAAAUCCAGCUUCCGACAAGAUAGAAGGGUGUGUGGAAUCUUGUGAUACUACAUGUAGCAAGCAUUGUUGAUCGUCAAAAGAGGAGUAUCAAAGAUUGAUACAAGUGGCUAAACAAUUUACAUGAUUACAUUGGAUGAUUUGAUGGGCUGGUGUAAAAGAUUUCCAAUGAAUUAAUAAGAUAAUAUAUU
Messenger RNA from Beta vulgaris subsp. vulgaris (sugar beet), 505 nucleotides. RefSeq names its product thionin-like protein 2. The record is from RefSeq and is a predicted model, not a curated record. The transcript is spliced from 2 exons. Bases 1 to 387 code for a protein of 128 amino acids. NCBI's taxonomy places the organism in Eukaryota, Viridiplantae, Streptophyta, Magnoliopsida, Caryophyllales, Amaranthaceae.